Chinchilla lanigera (long-tailed chinchilla) is the source of this 1245-nucleotide messenger RNA. RefSeq lists its product as uncharacterized. The record is from RefSeq and is a predicted model, not a curated record. Lineage: Eukaryota; Metazoa; Chordata; Mammalia; Rodentia; Chinchillidae.
AUGAAGCUCGAUCAUCUGGCCACCAGGGGGGAUGGGCUCAGAGCCCUUGGAGGCGGACGAGCAGGGGACGAGCAGUGGCUCAAGAGAAGCGCAAGGCCUGCGUCAGGUCUGGACAGAUUCCACGACAGUUUGUCAGUUGCUUUGAUCAUCAUUUGCUUCAGAGAGGGAGAAGCCCGCCUUUGGAACGGCCGCAUAACACACAUUACAUUGAGACACAGGGAGAGGCAGCACGCACAGCACCCAGGCAGAGCCCACCGGCUCUGGGAAGCAAACUCCUGUCUCCAGCCCUUCGUGCUUCUCGGUGGACGCCGAUCAAGCAGCCAGUGGGUCUCAGCUAGCUGCUGGGCUGUGGCCUGCUGGCCCCCAAGGCUGCGGGGGAGACGUUUCCUUGGUGGGGUAUGCAGUCUGAAGCGCACAUGGACUGGGGAGACGCUCCGCGAGCUGCAUAGGGCUGCUACUGUCCUGAGCAGCUGGGCAGGGCAGGCCUUGAGAGGGUCGCAGUCUCUGCCUCUGCCCUGCGGACCGAUCAGGACGCUGCAGCUCAUCCGUCCGAAGAGGGAGGGGAGAGUCCUUCAGCGACAGCCCCGUUCUCUGGAAGAUGUGUCAGCAGAAGGCAGGGAAGUGGAUGGGGGGCCGGGGUGCAAGCCUUUAUCGCCCUUUACUGUAACCCCCAAACUUUGUAAGGGGCCACGAAGUGUGAACUAUUACAGGAGACCUAAUGGCCCCUCGGCUGUGAGCGGGAACCCAAGGAAGCGGAGGCUGCGCCCCACCAGGGCCGGCCAGUGCGGGAAGAACACGGCGCAGGCAUCUUCCUGCCGAGCCGUCCCAGACUCCUCACCCCAGAGCCGAGCCUGCGGCGGGCUUCCUCCUCCCAGGAGCUGGACACCCUGCACAUUUAUGUCUGUAUUCGCUGCCCAGGAGCCCCAGAGCGAAGUCAAGAUGAUUGUCUGUGAUGCAGCAGCCUAGACGGUGUUUGUGCGGCAGGCUUUUGGCAGUCGUUCAAGCUAACACACCUUCGGUGGUGAAAGUCACAGGCCUGAGCCAGACACGGAGACACACACCGGUCAGCCCAGCGCUUUGGGAGGCCGAGGCAGGAGGUUCGACAAUUCAAGCCCAACCUGGGAAACUUCUAGUCCUGACAAAACCCUGUCUCAAAAAAAAAUAAAUAAAUAAAAGCUGGAGAUAUAACCCAGUGUGAAGAUUCUAGGUUUAUUUUCCACUACUGUAAACCAAAAUAAAAUAAAA